AUGAAGAUCUUCUUCAAUUCCAGACCACGAUCGUUUAUUUUGGUUUCAAAUGAUUAUGCCUUAACUUUACAAUACAUGUCAUCAAAUGAGCAAUGCUUAAUCCAUUAUACGCCUGUUUCAGCUACAGAUUUUACAAAUUAUCAAGAAAGUACUACUCUUCAUUACUAUGGUCUUGCUGGUGUGCUACAAGUUAAGAAUUAUGUGUUUCUUUGUGUGAUUACUGAUCAAUCACAAAUUGGAAGUCCAAGACCAUCAGAAGUUAUUUAUAAAGUACGAGAUGUUGAGUUUUAUUGUUUGAAUUCUUCAGAGUUUGAUAAUUUAACAAUGAAUAGAUAUAAUUCUGAAUCUUCAAGAGAAAAAUAUGAAAACGAACAUCCAUGUUCCAAGAUCAGAAAAUUGUUAACAUUAGGUUUUUAUUAUUCAAGAGAUUUUGAUAUGACAAAUAAUCUUCAAGAAAGAAAUUUAAACAGUGAUUUACGAAAUUUAUUCACAAAUUAUGAUAAGAAAUAUUUAUGGAAUUAUUUCAUGAUUCAAGAGUUGUUAAAUUUUAGAAAUAGAAUUCUAAGUUCAGAAAGAUAUUAUUUAGAUAGAAGUGAAUUUUUAACUUUUUUAAUUAGAGGUUUUGCCAAAACAGUGAAUACCAAGAUUGGGAAUGAUGAUUCCUUGGUCACUGUUAUUUCAAGGAUAUCAUGUGCCAAAUCCACUGGACCAUUUGGUCUUACUGGUGUUGAUGAAGAUGGGUUUGCAUCAAAUUAUAUUGAAUCUGAAUUUUUAUUAUACAACAAGAAUCAUUUUCUUGCAUACACUCAAAUCAGAGGGAAUGUUCCAUUGUUUUUCGAAGUGGAAAAUGCAUUAUUAUCUAACAAGAAGGUUGUUUUCACUAAAAAUGAUGAAAUGAAUGAAGUUGCAUUGGAUAAACAUAUGGAAUCAAUGAUGUUGAAACAUGGGAACGUUUAUGUUAUAAAUGCAUUAAAGAAUAAAACAAAUGAAGAAGCUUUAAGUAAUAAAUAUAAACAAUUGGUUUCCAAGAGAGGAAUCCCAAUGUUCAAUAUUGAUAUUUCAAGAGAUUCAUUGAAAAAUUCACCUCAUAAGUUAUCAUAUCAAUUAAAAGAUGCAAUUUUGGAAAUUGGUGCAUUAUGUUAUGAUAUUAAGAAGAAAGUUUAUGUGGGUAAACAAUUGGGUAUUUUCAGAAUCAAUACAUUAAAUUCAAUUGAAAAACCAGGAUUAAUUGAAAAAGUUAUAAGUCGAGAUGUUAUUGAAUUAUCAUUAAAAGAGAUUGGUAAAGUUGCAUCAAAUGAUUUAAUAUUAAAACAUGAUUUAGUUUGGGAUGAAAAUAAUGCAGCUUUAUUAACAGUUUAUGAAAAAUCAUCAAGAAGACAUGGUAAAAAGGCAUUUGAAGGUAUUUCAAACACUUCAGUUACAUUACAUGAUCCUAUUCAUGAUUAUAUUUCAAUGGAAUUGGGGAAAAGAAGAGCUGAAUAUUCUUCAAAUAGUGAAAUUUCGAUAUUUACUGGUAGUUUCAAUGUUAAUGCAGAAAUGUCUGAACAAGAUAUAAAUUCAUGGAUUUUCCCCACAGAUGAAAGUAAUUGUGAUAUAGUUGUUAUUGGAAUUGAAGAAAUUGUGGAAUUAACUACAAGUAAAAUGCUGGUUACAGAUUUAACCAAGAGGGCAUUUUGGGAAAAUAAAAUUAAAAAAACUUUAAACACUAGAGGGAAAUAUUCAUUAUUAUGGUCAAGUCAAUUAGGUGGGAUUGUCUUGAUAUUAUUUGUUAAAGAGGAUAAAUUGGGGAAUAUUAAAGAAAUUGAUGGGAAUUUCAAAAAAACUGGAUUUGGUGGUAUGUCAGCAAAUAAAGGUGGUGUUGCAGUUAGUUUUCUAUAUUCAUCAACAAGAUUUUGUUUUGUUGUUGCACAUUUAGCUGCAGGAUUAGAAAAUGUUGAACAAAGACAUAGUGAUUAUAAAACUAUUGCUAAAAACAUUAGGUUUGCACGGAAUAGAGGUAUAAAAGAUCAUGAUGCAAUAAUUUGGAUUGGUGAUUUUAAUUAUAGAAUAUUAUUAUCAAAUGAACAAGUUAAAGAAGCUAUUUCACAAGGGAAUUAUAAUUAUUUAUUAGAACAUGAUCAAUUAAGUAAUCAAAUGAUUGCAGGUGAAUCAUUCCCAUAUUUCAAUGAAAUGGAGAUUAAAUUCCCACCAACUUAUAAAUUUGAUAAAGGUACUUCAACGUAUGAUACAUCAGAAAAAUUAAGAAUUCCAGCAUGGACAGAUAGAAUUUUGAGUAGAGGUUCAAUUUUACAACAAGUAUUAUAUGGUUCAGCACCAAAUGUUACAUUUUCAGAUCAUCGACCAGUUUAUGGGAUUUUCAAAGCUCAAGUUACAGUUAUUGAUGAAGAAUUGAAAAAUAAAUUAACUAAAGAACUUUAUGAAAAAAGGAAAUUGGAAAUUUCUAAAAAUGGUGGUAAUAAUAACAACAACAGCAACAACAAUAGUAAUGUCAACAACAACAAUAAUGAACGUAAAUUAUCUUCAGGGCAUGGAUUACCACCACCUAGUUCAGAUAAAUCCAAAUGGUGGAUUGAAGGUGGUCAAUCAGUUAAAGUUAAUCUUGAUAAAGGAGAGAACAAUGUUGUUGUUAAUCCAAAUCGUCCAAUAAACCCAUUUGAACCAACAUCUGAGCCUGAUUUUAUAAAUAUAGAAUAG
This is a messenger RNA of Hansenula anomala, 2694 nucleotides long. It is a transcript of the gene INP51, whose product is annotated as phosphoinositide 5-phosphatase INP51. Gene Ontology annotation, biological process: phosphatidylinositol dephosphorylation. The transcript has 2 exons. The coding region runs from base 1 to 2694 and encodes 897 amino acids. NCBI's taxonomy places the organism in Eukaryota, Fungi, Ascomycota, Saccharomycetes, Phaffomycetales, Wickerhamomycetaceae. The record is from RefSeq and is a predicted model, not a curated record. Gene Ontology annotation, molecular function: phosphatidylinositol-4,5-bisphosphate 5-phosphatase activity; phosphatidylinositol-3,5-bisphosphate 5-phosphatase activity. Gene Ontology annotation, cellular component: cytoplasm; membrane.